AUGACACGGGAACAGUAUAUACUAGCAACACAGCAAAAUAGUCUGCCAAGAACAGAAAAUCCUCAACUUUAUCCAGUAGGGAUUUAUGGCUGGCGAAAGAGGUGCUUAUACUUCUUUGUCCUCUUGCUAUUGGUUACCAUGAUCGUUAACUUAGCCAUGACAAUAUGGAUCCUGAAAGUAAUGAAUUUCACAGUGGAUGGAAUGGGAAAUCUCAGAGUCACCAAAAAAGGAAUUCGACUUGAAGGGAUAUCUGAAUUUCUACUUCCAUUGUACGUGAAAGAAAUCCAUUCCCGAAAGGACAGUCCACUGGUCUUACAGUCAGAUAGGAAUGUUACCAUGAAUGCAAGAAAUCAUAUGGGACACAUAACAGGACAGCUGACUGUAGGUGCUGAAGGUGUAGAAGCCCAAUGUAAAAGAUUUGAAGUUAGCUCAAGUGAGGAUGGUAGGGUUCUUUUCUCUGCUGAUGAAGAAGAGAUUGUCAUUGGAGCAGACAGACUGAAGGUCACCGGCACAGAAGGAGCUGUAUUUGAGCAUUCUGUGGAAACCCCCCAUAUCAGAGCUGAACCUUCUCAAGACCUCAAGCUUGAAUCACCUACAAGAUCUUUGAUAAUGGAAGCUCCAAAGGGAAUACAAGUGACUGCAGCCGCAGGGGACUUGAAAGCCACUUGUAGAAAAGAGCUACAUUUGCAAUCCACAGAAGGGGAGAUAUUUUUAAAUGCAGACUCAAUCCGACUAGGGAAUCUACCGCUGGGGUCUUUUCCCUCAUCUUCCUCACCAAGUUCAUCGGCAACAAGACAGACUAUCUAUGAAAUCUGUGUUUGUCCCAAUGGCAAACUCUACCUUUCCCCUGCAGGAGCAGGUUCAACGUGUCAGUCCAGUGGCAACAUCUGCUUGUGGAGCUGA
Molecule: messenger RNA, 903 nt
Organism: Protobothrops mucrosquamatus (brown spotted pit viper)
Lineage: Eukaryota; Metazoa; Chordata; Lepidosauria; Squamata; Viperidae
Gene: SGCZ
Product: sarcoglycan zeta
Exons: 7
Coding region: 1-903 (300 amino acids)
Biological process (GO): cardiac muscle tissue development; heart contraction
Cellular component (GO): sarcoglycan complex; sarcolemma
Source: RefSeq, a predicted model, not a curated record